Messenger RNA from Achroia grisella, 2927 nucleotides. RefSeq names its product rho GTPase-activating protein Graf (gene Graf). Gene Ontology annotation, biological process: signal transduction. The record is from RefSeq and is a predicted model, not a curated record. Bases 271 to 2694 code for a protein of 807 amino acids. Gene Ontology annotation, molecular function: protein binding; GTPase activator activity. Lineage: Eukaryota; Metazoa; Arthropoda; Insecta; Lepidoptera; Pyralidae. The transcript has 14 exons. Gene Ontology annotation, cellular component: cytoplasm.
UAACUCUGUUAGUUUGUGUUUAGUGUAGUACGGGUAACAUAUCGCUUAGACUGUGUUUUGAUAAUUGUAUUUUUAUUCGUUUUAUUAUUAUAUUAAUCUGCAUUAAAUAUACAUCCUAUUGAGCAAUAUAAUUGUGUCCGUCCGGUGAUAUUGUGAAGUGUGUGGUGCGCGAUGAUGCACCGUUCGAAGGGCGGGCACGGCCAGUGAAAGUGUUGGUGGUGUGUAGUGCUUGUGACCGUGAUAGAGGCGCGCGCCUGCGAGUGGGUGACAAUGGGCGUGGGUCUGCAGCCGCUCGAGUUCACCGAGUGCCUGGCGGAUAGCCCGCAGUUUCGGGACAACUUGCAGCGCCACGAGAAGGAGCUCGACCGUACCAGCCAUCAGAUCAAGAAGCUCAUCAAAGAAGUUAAAGAUGUCGUGCAGGCAGCCAAACGUUUGGGUGCGGCGCAGCUGGCGCUGGCGGCGAGUAUGGACGACUUCGAUUUCGAGUGCAUCGGCGCCUCCAUGACAGAGGACGAGCGGGUCAUCUCCACGUCGCUGCGGCACUUCGCGCACCUCAUACGCACCAUCGAGGACGAGAGGGACCGCAUGUUGGGGCGGGCGCACGACCAGAUCAUACAGCCGCUGGAGAGGUUCCGGAAGGAGCACAUCGGAGCAGUCAAGGAGGGCAAGAAAAAAUUUGACAAAAAAACGGCCAAGUUUUGCCAGAGCCAGGAGCGGACGCUGUCCCUCUCCACCAAGAAACAAGAGAAUGUCUUCCAAGAGGCGGAUGCGGCGAUGGACAUGGCGGAGCGCGACUUCUGCCGCGCCUCGCUCGAGUACGUGUUCCAGCUGCAGGCGGUGCAGGAGCGCAAGAAGUUCGAGCUGGUGGAGACGCUGCUCAGCUUCGUGUUUGGCUGGUGGACCUUCCACCACACGGCGCACGACGUGCACGCAGACGCAGAGCCGCGCGUCAGGGACCUGCAGCUGCGUAUACAACGGACGCGGAGCAACUUCGAGGAGACCAGCAAGCAGACCGAGUCGCUCAUGAAGAAGAUGAUGGAGGCGCGACAGAACAAGGAGGAGGAGGCGGGGGAGGAGGGCGGCGUGUCACGCGCCGGGUACGUGUUUCUCAUGGAGAAGAAGGCGUUCGGCACGACGUGGAGCAAGCAGUACUGCACGUACGAGAAGGAGUCGCAGCUGCUGACGCUGACGCCCUACAACCAGAUCAACGUGAAAACGGUACUGGCGCCCGUGCCCGUCCCCUUCAUCAACACCGUGGGCGCGGCGGAGUCGGUGGCGGUGGUGGGCGCGCGCGAGUGCGGCGACGGCGUCCUCGAGCGGCGCUUCUGCUGGGAGGCGCUGCCCGCCGACGCCGACCGGCCGCCGCUCGUGCUGCAGGCCGCCGGCGAGCGCGCGCGCGCCGCCUGGCUGCGGGCGCUGCGGGGGGCGCGGGGGGCGCGGGGCGCGGGGCCGGCCGCCGCGCCCGCGCCCCCCGCGCUCGACGCGGCCGGGUUCGCGUUCGCGCGCGCGCUGGUGGCGGCGGUGGAGGCGCGCGGGCUGGAGGAGCAGGGCCUGUACCGCGUGGCGGGGGUGGCGUCCCGCGCGGCCGCGCUCGCCGCCCGCGCGCCGCGCCCCCCGCCGCCGGCCGAGCUGCGCGACCCGCUGCGCUGGGAGACGCGCACGCUGACGUCGGCGCUGAAGGCGUUCCUGCGCGCGCUGCCGGAGCCGCUGCUGACGCGCGCGCUGCACGCGCGGUUCCUGGCGGCGGCCAAGUGCGAGCGCGCCGACCGCCCGCCCGCGCUGCGCCGCCUCGUGCGCGCGCUGCCGCAGCUCAACAGGGACAUGCUGCGGCUCGUGCUCGCGCACCUGCGCAACGUGGCCGCUAAGAGCGACAAGAACCUGAUGACGCACUCGAACCUGGCGGUGUGCUUCGGGCCCACGCUGCUGCGAGCCGAGCGGGAGACCGUCGCCUCCAUCCUGGAGCUCAAGUUCUACAACGUGCUGGUGGAAACGCUGCUCGACCACUUCGACCAGGUGUUCGACGACUCGGCCGACGACGGCGCGGACGCCCCCCCCGCCGCCGCCGCCGCCCCCGCAGACCUGGAGGCCGCGCCCCCGCCCCCGCCGCCGCCCGUGCACAAUGGCUUGUCCAGUGCGUCGCCAACAUCGAUACCCAUGUCAGCACACAACGACGUGGGCGUGGGUGUGACGGUGGGCGUGGUGGGCGGCUGCGAGCGUGUGGCGGUGCGCUACGCCCCGCACCAGCACCAGCUGCUGCAGCAGUUCACGCCCGCCCUCAGAACAGGUGUGGGCCGCUCCAGCAGCAGCUCGGCCGAGUCGGUGUCCAGCCACAGCGCGUCGCCCCCGCCCCCGUCCGGACAUGCGCCCCCGCCGCACUCCGGACACCCGCCGCACCCCGGACACGCGCCACACCCCGGACACGCGCCACACCCCGGACACCCGCCGCACCCCGGCUACCCGCCACACCCGGGACUCUCGUGCCACACCGCCAUGCUAGCCCAUUCGCCCCCCUAUAGGCAUUCGCGGGUGCGCACGCUGUACGCGUGCCUGGGCGAGUCGGAGGGCGAGCUGUCGUUCGAGCCGAACCAGAUCAUCACGAACGUGACGGCGUCCGUGGAGCCGGGCUGGCUGCGCGGCACGCUCAACGGGAAGACGGGCCUCGUGCCCGAGAACUACAUCGAGCCGCUGCCCUAGGGCUCCGCCGCCGCCCUCACCCACCACACCAAAUACACGCGUUCCCUUCUAGUAUUAUGUUGUUGAUUAUUUUGUACGUAUUUGUAUAUUUUGUACAUUGUAAAUAAGAGUUUGUUGAUAUUUAUAUUUAUAAUAUAUUUUAUGUUGUGAGUUUUGUACCAAAUAUAAUGUAUCGUCCGCAGUGGACGCUAGUUAUAAACACUAAUUUAAACGGAAUACUUCUAGUUUCAUUC